Larimichthys crocea (large yellow croaker) is the source of this 5819-nucleotide messenger RNA. RefSeq names its product ferrochelatase (gene fech). Gene Ontology annotation, biological process: heme biosynthetic process. NCBI's taxonomy places the organism in Eukaryota, Metazoa, Chordata, Actinopteri, Sciaenidae. Gene Ontology annotation, molecular function: protoporphyrin ferrochelatase activity. The transcript is spliced from 11 exons. The record is from RefSeq and is a predicted model, not a curated record. Gene Ontology annotation, cellular component: mitochondrion. The coding region runs from base 176 to 1387 and encodes 403 amino acids.
CUUGACAGAGUUUACACAGCCAGCCGGUGAUAGCUGAAGGAAUCUCUCUUACACACCAGACUGACCAACGACGCACUCAGUGAGGACACAUACUCGUGGAUACGGCCGCUGAGAGUGCACCAGCUUCGUCUGAGCGGGAACACAGACUUUUAUUCGCAGUAAAAACAGAAAAACGAUGAUGGCAGUCCUAGGAAGCGCCGGUCGCUUGGUCCAAUUUGCCAGAAGCUCUGUUAGUCUGAAUGUGAGGAGACACUCUGCGGCUUCUUUAGCCCAGGCUGCUGCUGCUGCUGCAGAAACACAGGAGAACAGGAAACCGAAGACAGGCAUCCUGAUGCUGAACAUGGGAGGACCAGAGAAACUAGAAGACGUCCACGACUUCCUGCUGCGGCUCUUCAUGGACACAGACCUGAUGAAACUCCCCGUGCAGAACAAGCUCGGCCCAUUCAUCGCCAAGCGUCGCACGCCAAAGAUCCAGGAGCAGUACAGUAAGAUCGGAGGGGGCUCGCCAAUCAAACACUGGACCUCCAUGCAGGGAGAAGGCAUGGUGAAGCUGCUGGAUGAGAUGAGUCCAGAGACAGCUCCUCACAAGUUCUACAUCGGUUUCCGGUACGUUCACCCGCUGACGGAGGACGCCAUCGAGGAGAUGGAGAAAGAUGGGGUGGAGAGAGCUGUGGCCUUCACACAAUAUCCUCAGUACAGCUGCUCCACCACAGGAAGCAGUCUGAACGCAAUCUACCGUUACUACAGCAACAGUGGCAGCAGACCAAAAAUGAGCUGGAGUGUUAUUGACCGCUGGCCCACACACCCUCUACUGGUGGAGUGUUUCGCAGAACACGUCAAAAACGAGCUGCUGAAGUUUCCAGAAGAGAAGAGAGACGACGUCGUCAUUCUGUUCUCAGCACACUCGCUCCCCAUGGCUGUUGUAAACAGAGGCGAUCCGUAUCCUCAAGAGGUUGGAGCCACAGUUCAGAGAGUCAUGGAGAGGGUGGGACACUGCAACCCUUACAGACUGGUGUGGCAGUCCAGAGUGGGGCCCAUGCCAUGGCUCGGCCCGCAGACGGACGAGGUGAUCAAAGGUCUGUGUGAACGAGGGAAGAAGAACAUCCUGAUGGUGCCCAUCGCCUUCACCUCCGACCACAUAGAGACUUUACACGAGCUUGACAUCGAGUACGGACAGGUGCUCGGGGAGGAGUGUGGAGUGGAGAACAUCAGGAGAACAGAGUCACUGAAUGGGAACCCUCUCUUUAUGAAGGCUCUGGCAGACCUCGUCCAGUCCCACUUGAAGUCCAACCAGCCUUGUUCCCGCCAGCUGAUGCUCUGUUGCCCGCUGUGCACCAACCCCACCUGUGGACAGACCAAGGCCUUCUUCGCCAGCCAGACACUCUAGUAGAAACAUGUGUGCACACACAGCGCAGUGCUACCCAUGAAGAAACAUAAGGCCUUCUUUGACAAGCAGAAGACACACACACACACACACACACACACACACACACACACAAAUUAAUAAGCGCACACCGCACAGGAAACGUCACGAGCCUUGCACUUUUUAUUACAGCUCCCUUGCUUCCAUUCCAUUCCAUUCACUUAGCCCCUGCAAACCCCCAUCAGAGACCCUGUUUCUCCCCUUGCUGGUGCUAAAUGAAGAACAGUCGGCUGAGACGAUGACACCGCACACACACACACACACACACACACACACACACACACAUACAUACGGGAUCUGACUGGUUGGCUGUUUAUUUCCCCCUCCCUCGUCACUCACCUGUCACUUCACACCAUUGGCCCAAGAGCUAGUAACUCCGCCCGUCCUGCUGCAGUCUUUGCAAUACGAUUGGAGGAGGUUAGUGCUCCUCAAAACGCUGCUUGCCUCAUAGGUGAAUAAGAAGAUCUUUCGAUUAAUUGCGUGGCCGCUUAAGGGAUUCCGUGACAGUUAUACAGUUAUUGUAUUAAUCCAGUUGGUGCUGUACAGAGGUAACAAAGAGCAGCUGUGGUCCAGCUCAGGGUGUCAUUAAAUCAUUUUCAGGGUAUUCUGAGAUGGUUUACAAGCUGGCCGAAAUAUGUCGUUACCAUACAAAUUCAUGAACAUGUUUUUAUUUUUCUACUUUUUUUUGCCGCAUUAACCAUUUUGAACCUCUCGCCCUCUGCUGAUAACAAAACAAAAACUGAAAAGGGAAGAAUUUAGCUGCGUUCACCUCUUUACAUGUACGGCCCGUGAGCUAGUUGUUGCAAAUAGUUCUAAACAAGGCCAUUGAAAGAUGAGAAGGUAGAUUAGUAGUUGUGUUUUUGCCAGUAAAAUAAGAUAAAGAGUGCAUCUUCCUGUUUAGAUUCCUACACUUCAGAAAUGUCUCAUUGUGUUGCAGCUACAUGUUAGUAAAUCUUACAGAAAUAUGUAUGCCAGGUCAUUAGUGUAGCCUUAAUGGAGAUGAACAAAUGCUACUGGUUUUGAAAUCCAAAAGAAAAAAACACGGCUAAUGCUGUGUGGAAAGCAAACGAAACAAUAUGAUGGAUCCUCACGUAUGUUGACUGCUGUAAAAGGACUAAUUGUUAGUAGUGACGUUGACAGGGUGUCUCCUAUGUCAGCCAAUAAGGGAAGAAAGAAAAUCUUCAAAAUUAAAUUUGGUGCAAGUGGAGCAUCCUUACAUUUCCCAUCAAUCCUUGCUGUUGUAUGGAUUUUGAAACCCAACAGCACGAGUUUCCUCAAAUGUUCUGCAGACUGCUCUGCAGUGACGUCUGUAGUUUCCUCUUCAGAUUAUUUCAGGAGUCACUGAAAGUAAGCGAAUUAUGUGCAGAUGCUACGUUGACUCACCAAUACUGAUCUGAUACUUUUUAACAUAUGUAGCACUUAGCGGAGGCCUUCUGAUCCAUUACUGUGACACUAUAGGCCGUAAAGCUUCAGUCUGAGGCGAUAUAAUUUGUUUUUACAUGAAAUAAUAUGAAAUCGUUGUAGGUGUGAUGAGAGAAGAGAAUAAAGUCACUUUAGAGGGACGGCGCAUGAAGCAUAAAAUGACACUGGAAAUCUUCAAUGGCAACAUGCAGGGUGGGCUUGUUAAGAAAUAUAUUAGAGUAGCACAGAUGUGUCAAAAAUGACACUGUUGAAUGUCGGUUGACUUUGUCGUCUGUCUGCCUAAAUACAGUUUGAUUUUUUUCAUCCACUCACCUCCCCAAUCACAGUGUAGUAACUAAAUGUGAAGAAGCUCAUGUGAUGUUUCUUUGGUUUCACCGUCAGGUGGUCCAGAAAAAGUCUCGAAGGUUACAGGUCUGAUCCCAUCUGCUUGUCCCGUUCAUCUGCUUGUCCUAACAAUGCUUAAAUGUAAACAUGAAUCCACUUUUUAUGUGCAUUAACUUGACCUUUGAACUCUGACCCUGUCUCCGUCCUGUUAUGCCAGGAUAAUGUGCCUUUUCCACUGGCCAUCUAGAAAUACUGGACUUGUGCUUUAUGUCAGUUUUACAUGUGCUUCACAAAAAUCCUCCCUGAACUCUGAAUGGACAUGUGCCUGCUGUGAUCUGAGCUAACCACAGCUCUCUCCACAUGUUGAAAUCCAGAAGAAAGACUCCUUGAGGCGUUUGUUUGUUCCAUAAAUGAACUCCAAAGUUUAGUGAGUGAUCUGAUUCACCAUCAGUUAGCUAAGCACAUAGCAGGCAAUGCAGCAUUACACUCGCCUGCUAGCUUAUUAGCUCUCUUGCCAGUUAGCCAAGUAUUUGUUCACUCACUAGCUAGUUAGUUCACUAGGUCACUAACUUGUGUAAGUGCAGUUAUUCUGAGGAUGCUGUUCUACAAGAUGGUGCUGACUUUUUAUACGGAACCCUGGAACAGCCAUAGAGGAAACAUAUAGAUAAACUGAGGCCAUGAUUUACUUUAUCGAGUGCUCGAAACCUGUGGCCACGUGAUACUUAGUUCUUACAUUUUUGUUAAUUCAUGGGUACGGGAAAAAACUAAACUAAAUCAACCUGAAAUUGGCACCAUUUUCUUCACCGCAAUAAAGCAGACAUUGAGGACAUACAUAGGCUGCCAACAUGCAACUACUGCACGGCACAUCUUAAUCCGUAUACCAACCAUACGUGCGCACGACCUGCUGUUUGUAUGUCUUAUCAAAAGUGAACGAUGUUCAUGUAUUUAACUCUGACCUUUACUCUGAUAAUUGCAUUGCUUUUAGACUAGACCUAAUUUCUGUCAGGUUGAUCUUCUAGGUUAGUCCUACAGUGGGUGCAUGUGGCAGCUUAUUGCCAUCAAAGCGUAAAAUGAUGUGGAUGUAUGUAUACAGUACAAUAUGACUGACUCAAAGCUAGUCUGUGACUUUAAAGUGUAUACGUUCACCAUAGCCUGGUAACUGUAUUAUUUACAUCGCAAUGCCACAUCAACCCACAGCUAAACUCUUCAUUAAAAGGUGGGGUAGGUCUGUGUUUAACUGUAUCAAACAUUUGUCAGAUCACUGCUGUUCUGACCUGAAUGAUUGCCAUGAAGCACAGCUUUACUUCAAAAUGUGGGAAUGAAUUGUGUCUUGUACACAUGUAAUAGCAUUUCGAGCACUCGAUGUAGUAAAACGUGACCUCGAUGUGUACACCUGUUCUCUCUGUGGCUCACUUCAUAUUUUUGAUAGUCUGAGCUUGAAGUUAUUGUUCAAAAACCAGAAUGCCUUGAAGGCAUUCAAGGCUUUUAGUGUUUCACUUUGCUGGAGGAGCUUGCCACUAACUCAGAUCAGCCUUUUUCCAGUCAGUACACACAGUAUUCACAACACACAGAGCUAGAAAGUGGUGCUUUUGGACAUGGUUGCCAUUGAUUACCAAUGACAAGUCACCAUGUUGGAAGAAGGAUGUUCCAUUGGACAUUCCUACCAACACUUAAGUAUUAUAAGUUAGUGUUUUUUUGAACACGGCAGUAUGUUGUAAUCAAUGGCAACCACUAACAAUCCUUAGUUUUAGAUGGUGAACUUUGCUUCCACUAAUGCAUACAGCAAUGCACUUUUUAAAACUUUAAUCAGGCGGCCUCAUUGAGAUUCUUCUAAGACAGACCUGAGAACAAGAAAACAUUCAUAAGACUCUCUGCAGCGCACAUUCUCAUUCAGUACAAACAGCAUUACUCUGUGCUUUCAGUGCUCUUCCACACUUUUCAAAGCGAUGGUUUUGUUUUUGAGGAAUACACCAGCUGCAGUUCGACAAACUCAAGGGCUCUUUUGUUCUGUGUCUCUGCAUCCAUAACCGAAGGGAUGUUGAAUGGUGACAUUAGCAUAGCUUAGCUCGAUUGCUGGAUGUCAGCAGGUUCAUCUUUUUAAGGAGUAUUUCCCUAUUUUUUUGCAGAGUUGACCCAGAACUAAGCUGAACUAAUCUCACUGUUACACGAUGCCUUCAAACUGCAUAUCUGUAUUGAUAAAACAAAAGUAAAGUUCUUCUAAAAAACUAAACCAUCACUUGGAAAAUAAUUCACAUUAUGCAGGAACAACUGAGUGUUUACGUCACAGCAGGAACACAUGCUCAUGUCUGUGAUGGGCGGGUUUUUCCACCACUAACUUGUUUUCAGAUUUCUUUUAAAUUCUUCUGUGUGUCUGUAAGAGUUUUGCUGCGUAUGUGUGAGACGUGUGUUGAGCUGAAAAUGUGUUGUACAUAUAUAUAUUAAAAAAAGAUGCUUCAGCUUUGUUGCAGCUGCAGCAUACUUUAUUUGUUAUUUGGAUUUAUUUAUUUUUGGGGUUUUUUUAUGUGUUCCAGAUCAUAAAAACCAUCCGUCUCCACAGUUUGUAACUUUUUUUUUUUUUUUUUUUACAUAGAAACGUAUGUUAUUACACAGAACGACAAGUCUUCUUUCAAAAUAAAAUACAGUGAAAGGA